GUACAGUUUUAUCUGUGGUUGUGGAAUCAAAUGACGCUUUUUGAAGCGGUAAGUUGGCAUCGGUCUGUAAAAAAUGUCGGCACCUGAAAUUAACGCUUACUUUACAGGGAACGGGACGUACAAGCCUAUAAACCCGAUUGUCUCGAAAGUUGGUGAUUUUACGCCGUUUUACAUUGCCAUUGCAAUCUGCUCGGUGAUUCUCGGCUUCCUGAUCAUACUGAACGUGGUGUGCUGCUGUUCCAGGUACUCAGAGUACUGGCUUGACAGACAUACAGGUAAUCGCUGGAUCGUGUCAAUCUGGUCAGCAACUCCACACAAGCAGCCACCACUGGACUUCACAGAGCUCGAGAGCAACUUCCAACAAGUUCACUACGUGCAUCCUUACGGAGAAGACAGUGAAGAGUACCGUGACAUCCACAAACACAGCGUCCCACCGUCAGUGUCUCAACAGCCACUGACUUCCUCCCAGGAGUACUUGGAGUUGCACAAGAGGGAGAGUGACAUUUAGAAUGGCGUUCUUAAUGCUUUAUCCUGCAGUAGCAGUUCUCUCUAUGUUCGUACUGAUGGUUAUCAUAUUAAUUCUAAGAUUUGGAGCUCGCUGGUGCAAGCUCCGUCAUAAUACACUGGCUGACCAAGAAUAUUGGAAUGAAGAUGAAGCAUAUGAACAAAAAGUUUCAUAUGCCUAAGUUUUCUUUUUUUAUAUAUUUUUUUUACUA
Messenger RNA from Spodoptera littoralis (African cotton leafworm), 716 nucleotides. The record is from the annotation of a GenBank genome assembly. Lineage: Eukaryota; Metazoa; Arthropoda; Insecta; Lepidoptera; Noctuidae.